Cooperia oncophora is the source of this 525-nucleotide messenger RNA. The record is from the annotation of a GenBank genome assembly. Lineage: Eukaryota; Metazoa; Nematoda; Chromadorea; Rhabditida; Trichostrongylidae.
AUGUGUAUUGGCUGUGAACUGGUCGGAGGCCAAAUGCACAUCCAAAUGCCACUACGAUUACGGAAGGAGGCUGAUGGCAUGGCGCAUCCCCGAAAAGGUAAUCCGAAUGAGACGAUCAAACUCGUCUUGUUUCAUUACAGUGGCUGGAAUAAUUACGAUCCAUUUCGUCCGGAUUUCAAUCCACUUCCACCAGAUUUCUUCAAUCCCGUGGAGAUCAAUCAAGCAGUUGAAAGGGCCGUUGAAAACGCUGGCAGAUCUGGUGGAAUCAUCGUCAACUCAAUAAAUGGAGUUACAACUGUACAAGCAAUAAUCGGCGGCAGGCCAUAUACAGCUGUGUUUCCUGCCGGUUCGAUUUCCACCUUUAGAAACGAUUAUGCCCGGAACGGAAAUUACUACGAAGUGUUUACGAUUGUAAUCAACGGCUUUCCUUAUAUCUAUACAACCGUGAACGGUCGCACAACUGUCACCGACGGCCGGGGCCGAGUGCUCCGAAAUGGUGGUCCUUUUCGUGUCCUAUCUGGGUAG